AUGGAGACUUUGGUUCUUUUAGCCCUAGCUAUUUUAUCCAUUAGUGCGUUUGCUUUAGGAAAUGGAGAAGAUUUGAAGACUCAGGAGCGCUUGUUUUUAAAUUCAUUGGGCCUCUCUGCUCGGCCAAAGCCGUCAGAACACCGCCGCGUUCCCUCCGUGUUGUGGAGGAUGUUCAAACGUACCAGCACCCGGGAGAACGACACCCACGAAAGAGACCCGUGCAUGGUGUCUGAGUAUGGAGUUCGCGGAAACAUUGUUCGAUUUGUGCAGGACCAAGGUAGGCUGGUGUCAGGCUGGAGCGGCAGCUGCCAUGGCUGUGUGGAGAAAUACAUGUUCUUCAACAUGUCUGUGCUGCAGCCCGUGGAGCAGCUCUCACUGGCGCAGCUGGAAAUCAAGUUCCAGUUGGACAUGUUCCGCACACCAAGGUUCCUCCUGGGCCCACAGGCGCUUAGCGUGUCCCUGUACAAGGUGUUGCGUGUGACCCUGAGGGGAGCGAGCCAUGAGGCCCACCGCAGGCUGGUGCUGUCCCAGUCGGUGCAGCUGGAACCAGAGGCCGGAUCCCUCACCUUGGACCUCACAGCACUGGCAGAGAACUGGCGUAAACCGGGUCAUAACUACGGCCUGGUGCUGGAGCUGCAGCCACACCCCGUCCACACCCAGGCGACGGACAUCUUCAUGUCCCAGAACCUGGUGAAUGCCGUCCCGUUAGGGCCGACCGUAACCCUCCCAGAGUUCCAUGCCUCCCUGGUGGUUGUAUCCCUGAAUCCACUCCAGUGCCGCUCUCGGCAGAAGAGGAGCGCCGUCUACCAGCCGGUUACACCCAGCAAUGUGUGUAAGCCGCGCCGCCUCUACAUUGAAUUCAAGGAUGUGGGCUGGCAGGACUGGAUCAUCGCUCCGCAGGGCUACCUUGCCAACUACUGCCACGGAGAGUGCCCGUUCCCACUGAGCGAGAGCCUGAACGGCACUAACCAUGCCAUCCUGCAGACUCUGGUGCACUCCCUGGACCCCCACGGCACACCCCAGCCCUGCUGCGUACCCAUCCGCCUGUCACCUGUAUCCAUGCUCUACUACGACAACAACGACAACGUAGUCCUACGUCAUUACCAGGACAUGGUGGUGGAUGAGUGUGGCUGCAGAUGA
Molecule: messenger RNA, 1140 nt
Organism: Oncorhynchus masou masou (cherry salmon)
Lineage: Eukaryota; Metazoa; Chordata; Actinopteri; Salmoniformes; Salmonidae
Gene: gdf3
Product: growth differentiation factor 3
Exons: 2
Coding region: 1-1140 (379 amino acids)
Cellular component (GO): extracellular region
Molecular function (GO): cytokine activity; growth factor activity
Source: RefSeq, a predicted model, not a curated record